AUGGGCGGCGAGCCGAUUAGCUGGUACAACGAGAGCUUCUAUCUCGUCAAGGACAGCGACUCCGGGGAUGAUGUGGGCUAUGUCACCAGCGCGUUCUGGUCGCCGAGUAUGGGGUCGAACAUUGCGUUUGCGGUGAUGCCGCGCUCGCACUGGAGGCAGGGCACCGGCGUCAAGGUGGAGUUGCCUGCGGACGGCAUUGUGGACGCCGAGGUGGUCCGCGUUCCAUUCUUCGACCCGACGAAGGAAAUGCCUAAAACAGCCUUGUAA
Geodia barretti is the source of this 267-nucleotide messenger RNA. NCBI's taxonomy places the organism in Eukaryota, Metazoa, Porifera, Demospongiae, Tetractinellida, Geodiidae. The record is from the annotation of a GenBank genome assembly.